Artibeus jamaicensis (Jamaican fruit-eating bat) is the source of this 1844-nucleotide messenger RNA. It is a transcript of the gene SLC25A10, whose product is annotated as solute carrier family 25 member 10. Lineage: Eukaryota; Metazoa; Chordata; Mammalia; Chiroptera; Phyllostomidae. Gene Ontology annotation, biological process: phosphate ion transmembrane transport; malate transmembrane transport; mitochondrial transport. Bases 141 to 1004 code for a protein of 287 amino acids. Gene Ontology annotation, molecular function: succinate transmembrane transporter activity; thiosulfate transmembrane transporter activity; malate transmembrane transporter activity. The transcript is spliced from 11 exons. The record is from RefSeq and is a predicted model, not a curated record. Gene Ontology annotation, cellular component: mitochondrial membrane.
CGCGGGCGCAUUGGUUGCUCCGGGCGCGGGUGGCAGACGGCGCUUUGAACCCGGUGCAGGGGUGGCUGCUAGGACAGGGGUCGGGGUUGGGAUCGGCGUCCAGACCAGAUAGGACCCGGGCAGCUGGCGCUCCUCCAGGCAUGGCGGCCGAGGCGCGCGUGUCGCGCUGGUACUUUGGGGGCCUGGCCUCGUGCGGGGCCGCCUGCUGCACUCAUCCGCUGGACCUGCUCAAGGUGCACCUGCAGACGCAGCAGGAGGUGAAGCUGCGCAUGACGGGAAUGGCGCUGCAGGUGGUGCGCUCGGACGGCAUCCUGGCACUCUACAACGGCCUGAGCGCGUCCCUGUGCAGACAGAUGACCUACUCCCUGACCCGGUUUGCCAUCUAUGAGACCGUGCGGGACCAGGUGGCCAAGGACAGCGAGGGGCCCCUGCCCUUCUACAAGAAGGUGUUGCUGGGCUCCAUCAGCGGUUGCAUCGGCGGUUUCGUGGGGACUCCCGCAGACAUGGUCAACGUCAGGAUGCAGAACGACAUGAAGCUGCCCCAGAGUCAGCGCCGGAACUACGCCCACGCCCUGGACGGCCUGUACCGUGUGGCCCGAGAAGAGGGGCUGCGGAAGCUGUUCUCAGGUGCAACCAUGGCGUCCAGUCGAGGGAUGUUGGUCACCGUGGGCCAGCUGUCCUGCUACGACCAGGCCAAGCAGCUGGUCCUCAGCACCGGGUACCUGUCUGACGGAAUCCUCACACACUUUGUCGCCAGCUUCGUUGCUGGUGGGUGUGCCACGGUCCUGUGCCAGCCCCUGGACGUGCUGAAGACCCGCCUGAUGAACUCCAAGGGCGAGUAUCGGGGUGUUCUGCACUGCACCAUGGAGACGGCAAAACUCGGGCCGCUGGCCUUUUACAAGGGCCUGCUGCCUGCCGGCAUCCGCCUCAUGCCCCACACUGUGCUCACGUUCGUGUUCCUGGAACAGCUUCGCAAGCACUUCGGCAUCGCUGUGCCUUCCUGACGGGGCCCGGGGAGCGGGCCUGGCCGGGCCUGUGCCCAGCGCCACAUUCCUCCCGAGUCCACACGGCCAGCCAGGCUGAGCUCCGCCUCCCGCCCCCUGGCCCAGGACCGCCAGGCCCGGGUCAGUGCGCCUCCCAGUGACUAUGUCCCUCCCUCCCAGGCAGCCCUGUAGCUUCACCUGCACUCCAGGCCCUGCUGUGCCCACGGGAGGGGGGCGUCCAGCCCAGGGUCUUUCUCCUCCCCAGUAGGCGGUUACACUAGAGGUGGGAGGGGUGGGCUGUUCAGGUUUCUGGGGGCCCUGGCCUGGGGUUCCUUUCACGGGACAGCCGCCCAGGGCCCCGGGCACUGUCCUCCAGCACUCCCAUCCAGGACCAGUGUGUGCGUGCGCGGGCACGUUCACCUUGCAGGGGGCAGGGCUUUAUGAUGCUCUCCAGGUGGGGGGCUAGCUGAGCCCCACAGCUGCCGGGCCAAGGAUCAAAGGAGGCAGGUGCGGGGGCCUCUGAGCUGAGGUGUCCCGUCCACCCUCAGCUGCUUUAACAAUUUCACCAAAAACCUCUCAGUACCCAGAGGCCACAGCUGUCUUCAGGGACAGUGCAGUGUCCCUCCCUGGGCAGUGCGGGCUGUUGUGUGUCCUCAGGGCCCCUGUUUAUGUGGACAGCGGUCACCCCUCAAGGCCCCCAGCAGCUGGUCAGCCAAAACAGGCAGCCAAAGCAGCCUAUUCCCCAUGAGCAAAGCUGGGGGCUGCACCUGUCUGCUUCCCAGCGCCCCUUGGGUCUGUGUCCCCUCCCCAGCAGGGGGCCUUUCUGCAGGGUCAGUAAUAAAGGACAGUCAACUGCCCUCA